Molecule: messenger RNA, 2537 nt
Organism: Vitrella brassicaformis
Lineage: Eukaryota; Vitrellaceae
Source: the annotation of a GenBank genome assembly
GGUGACCGCUGCUGAACGUUUGAUUAGCCCAAGGAUGGCGGAUCUCAGCUGCCAGAUUGCGGCAGGGAGGCGGCAAACGUCAUUGAUCAAUGAGGAGAUCACCAAAGUGGAGGCCGAGAUGAGCCAGCGCAUCACAGAGAUUGGCGGCAUUACAGACUUCCAGGCGCUGUCCACCGACCAGAUGGCCACAGACAAGCUUGACCUGAAUGUCAGCGGCGAGAUCUUCCGCGGCGGGCGCCGCUCCACUCUCUGCGUCAGGAAGGGAUCUGUGCUGGCCUCUCUGUUCUGCGGCCGCUUCGACGGUGCGGUCAUCCGCGAUUCGAGCAAUCGCAUCUUCCUUCCCGCAUACCCGCCUUCAUUCAGAUGGUCAGUGAAGCGACAGGCGAGUGGAAGCCUGUCUGGCUCACGUGCUAUGGCUGGUGCGUGUUGUGUGUGUGUGUGUGUCAGGUUGGUUGAGCAGCUGCGCCACUAUGAGCUGGGCGACAUCGAUGUCAUCGCUCUGCCGGCUCCGAAACAAACAGAUCUGUCGUACAAGUGAGUGAGUUGCCGACAUCAGACGAGCCCACACUACUGAAGGAUGCUUGUCCUGGUGUGUGUGUGUGUCAGGUAUUGGGUGGAUGCUCUCCUCUACGACCCAUCGGCCAGCCAAGCCAGCAAUGAGGACGCCAACACCACCGCAAGUGCGGCCAACGGCAGCAGCAGCAACUCGGCCGUGCGCCUCAGCACCGAGCUGACCGCCACACUGAAGCGCAUUGAGGAGGCCAAGACGGCCGAGCUCGCUCGACUUGAGGCCGUCAAACCCCUCCUCAAAACAGGCAACGCAGACGACGAUCAGGUUAUCAUAGAGACCGAUAGGAAGCCUUGAUGAGCAUUAUGGCGUGUCGGCUGUCUGUUCAGUUGGUGUCGAUUGAUGUGUUGGGGUCGAGUGUCACCGUCACCAACGCGGCCGCCAAGUCGGUGGGAGCCGAGGACAGCAUGUUCUACGGACGAUUCACACGGUGAGUGACACAAAAUGGCAUUGACAUCCACACACCAAUGACUGGGAUUCGUUGCUUCAGUUACGACCCUUCUACCGAUUGCGGCCUCGACUGUGUCCGUCGCAUUGCCGACAUCGCCGUGCGCGCCCACCAGGAGCGCCGCGCUACUACGUCGGCUGACGUGAUGGGUGCCAUGGGUGACGUCGUCCCGUCGCUUUUCCGUCGAGGGCUGGACGUCUUCGGCAUCGAUGCCGAUCGGCACCUCGGCCCGACUGACGGCCUUCUCACGAGCCAGCACCUGCACAACAUGAACCAGUGGGGACAGAAAUGGAAAGAUCCAUCACCUCCUACGCUGCCCACUGAUGUCGGCGAGGCCACUCAGCGCGUGUACAAGUAAGCAGCAGCAGAGGAAUCGACGGACACGGACGUAUCGGUGCCAUGAUGCCUUCCGUUUGCAGGGCGUCGGCCGAUGGCUGGACUUCCUGGACGCCGUCAAGGACCACUCACCGCUAAUCAUCCUCAUGCGGGCCAAAGACAGGUAGAGACUGGCAUGCAUGAUGCACGUGACGGGCCGAGGAGUGAGCUGUGUCGAUUGCUUCCUUCCAGUGGCGAGCUGUUUGCGAUGGUCGUUGCUGGCAAGAUCGACGUGUCAGGACCGACACAGACCAUGCCAUCUACGCCUUGCUUCAGCUACAAGCUCGAGGGCACGGCGGACUGCCCCUACAUCGGGGGUUUCCCCUACAUCGGGGGUUUCUCCUCAUCGGGGUUUUCCUUUCUGGCUGGGAUUGAGGAGAAGACAGAGACCAAGGACCUGACCAAUGCGCCGUCGCGUCUGUCCUGCCUGCUGGCCGCGGCGGGCAUGAACAUUGGCAUUCCCCAGGGCGGCGUCCCCCCCAAGGCAGCCAUGGACACACUGCUCAACCGGUGCCAGGGCUGGUCAACCGAUGCCAUGGAACCGGAGGAAUGGGCUGGCUGGCAACGACCGACUGCCUGUGAUGAUUUCUUCCGUCCCGUGUCUGGGUUGGGUUUUCACUUUGAGCUCCAUGAAAUGGAAGUUUACAGCGUUGCCUGAAUGGGCGGGCAUGAGCUGCACUUUUUGCCCUCUACACAUCUUGUGCAGCCAUGGCUUCAUGCGGAUGCUCAUAGGUGAGUGAGAGUGAGAGGGACGGAGUGGGCCGGGGAAAAGGUCCCUAUUUUUCUGCUUUAUCGAAGGCAGGAGGAGUGAGGGGCGGCGUCUGGCUGUGACAUUGUUGGCAUGUGCGUUGACGAGCGUCUAUGGUCGAGUCGAUGGCAGUAUGUUGGCUCUCGUGGGUGGAUGGUGUGGAUGGUUGUGUACAGCUCGCUGAAAGAUAAGUCAGCCCCCACACACAAGACACGAAGAGGGAAAUCAGAGGGAAUCAAUGACUGGCUCUUCGACCGGUUCUGCAAUGACAAUACAGACAUACACACAGUCCUCGUUUAUGGCCUAGUUUGUUUAUGACGGGGCCUUGUACUGAUAGAUGGCUUCGUCAGACAGACAGAGAUGGAUCGGUGGUGCGACGCAUCGCCACACCUGAACCC